Molecule: messenger RNA, 1074 nt
Organism: Drosophila busckii
Lineage: Eukaryota; Metazoa; Arthropoda; Insecta; Diptera; Drosophilidae
Product: UDP-xylose and UDP-N-acetylglucosamine transporter-like
Exons: 1
Coding region: 1-1074 (357 amino acids)
Biological process (GO): transmembrane transport
Cellular component (GO): Golgi membrane; endoplasmic reticulum membrane
Molecular function (GO): UDP-xylose transmembrane transporter activity; UDP-N-acetylglucosamine transmembrane transporter activity
Source: RefSeq, a predicted model, not a curated record
AUGAAUCUCAAUGCGAAGGCGCUGCUGGCGAUGAUUUUUGUCUUUGUGGGCUGCUGCAGCAAUGUCAUCUGCCUGGAACUCAUCAUCAAAAUAGAUCCUGGAGCUGGCAAUCUGAUAACAUUUACGCAGUUUCUAUUUAUAGCGCUGGAGGGUUUGAUAUUCACCUCCAAGUUCUUUACCGUAAAGCCAAAGAUAGCGCUGAAGGAUUAUGUGAAGCUGGUGCUGCUCUUCUUCGGCGCCAAUGUGUGCAACAACUAUGCCUUCAACUUUAACAUACCCAUGCCACUGCAUAUGAUCUUUCGCAGCGGCUCGCUCAUGGCCAACAUGAUCAUGGGCAUUAUAUUGCUGAAAAAGAGCUACAAUCUGCGACAAUAUAGCUCAGUGGCUAUGAUCACUGUGGGCAUUAUACUCUGCACUUUGGUGUCCAGCGGCGAUGUCAAGGACAAUACACACCACUCGCUCAAGGCGGACAGCGCUUACUCCGCCUUUUUCUGGUGGACUGUGGGCAUUGGCUUCCUCACUGUGGCUCUGCUUAUUAGCGCCUACAUGGGCAUCUCACAGGAGGUGCUAUUCAAACGUUAUGGCAAGCAUGCCAGCGAAGCUCUGUUCUAUACACACAUAUUGCCAAUGCCUGGCUUCCUCGUCAUGGCCAGCAACAUUGCACAGCAUUGGAAAAUAGCUUUGUCCACGCAGCCUUUAGUCUUCUCGCUGCCGCUGCUCGAGUGGAAUCUCAACUUGCCGCUUAUGCUGCUCUAUUUGCUUUGGAACAUGGUUACUCAAUAUGUCUGCAUUAGCUCUGUCUAUGUGCUGACCACAGAGUGUGCCAGCUUAACUGUCACUUUGGUCGUCACGCUGCGCAAGUUUGUCUCGCUGCUGUUCUCCAUUAUAUAUUUCCAAAAUCCGUUCACUUUAAGCCAUUGGCUGGGCACCAUGCUCGUUUUCCUGGGCACUGUGCUCUUCGCCGAUGUCUUUAGACAGCUCUUUGAGUGCGCUAAAAGUCGCACCAAGCAGCUGGAGACUGAGAUAGAUACUGAAGAUACAGAAGCUCCAACAGAUCAGAGUAGAUUGCUCUAG